Messenger RNA from Pelmatolapia mariae (spotted tilapia), 2970 nucleotides. RefSeq names its product neurosecretory protein VGF. The record is from RefSeq and is a predicted model, not a curated record. Gene Ontology annotation, molecular function: neuropeptide hormone activity. The coding region runs from base 1 to 1434 and encodes 477 amino acids. The transcript has 2 exons. NCBI's taxonomy places the organism in Eukaryota, Metazoa, Chordata, Actinopteri, Cichliformes, Cichlidae.
AUGAAAACACAAGAUAGCGUAAGGGAGGAGGAAAGGAAAGAUGAAGGAGAGGGGCGGGAGGAGGGAAAUUACUUGGAAAGUUUCUUAGAUGAGGCCACGCCAGGCUCCACCUCAGAGGGAGAUGACCCUUCCCUGCAGCGCAAAAUAAGAGGCUACUUCCAGAACAUUGACUUGGGUCUCCAAGAUAAUGAGAUCCUGCCUCCUCUGAAGGGCUACAAAGCAUACAACACUCAGUUAGCACGUGCAGGAAAGAAGCAGCACUGGCAGGAGAACCCGUCCCGCAACAGACCUGUGAAGGGGGGCAACUUCAUGGAUGACUUUGAGGAUGAAGGAGAGGAGCUGGAGGAGGAGGUUGAGGAAGAAGAGGAGAGCCUCUCUCACAUGGAGGAAGAGGCGAGAGCGCGGGCGGAGAAACAGGAGGUGCUCCGGCAGCAGGAGGAGGCCGAGCGAGCCAGAGAGGAAGAACAGAGGCUGGCAGACAUCGCCUCUGACAUGUUGCUGCAGUACAUGGGGAGGAAGCAGCAGUCCUACAUGAAGCCCCGGCAGAAAAGCAGCAUGGGGGCCGCCGGCAACACGGCUGAGGACAAACGCUCAGAGGAGGUCCUUCCUGAUGAAGAUGACCUGGACCAGCAAAUGAUUGACAGGCUUAUUGAGAUCAGCAGCAAGCUGCACCUGCCUGCCGAUGAUGUGAUUGAGAUUAUUAGUGAUGUGGAAGAGAAGAAGAAAAAAAGGAAAGAGUUACAACAGCAGCCAACCAACAGCAACCCUGUUGCCCCACGCUUUAGGCCUCUGGUACCUCCUCCUCUGGCUGCCCCGCCUGUUUAUCACUACACAGCCUCAAAAAACCCCAAGAAAGCCCCUUAUAGGUACAACAAGUCCAACAAGAAAUGGCACAAGGAUAAAGUCAAGUCAUACAAACAGGACUAUUGGUAUAAGCCUCAGAAGCAGCUUGACUACUGGUAUAAGCCCCAGAAACAGUUUUUAGCCUUCCCCUCUUAUCCAUAUUACCAAAAGCCAUAUCGAGCAUACUACCCUGUUUAUUUCCCAUAUCCCAAACCACAAUAUUAUGGCAAGCCCGUCCCCUCCAGAGACCAGACCUUCGGCCCCCAGGAACUUGACCUCCAGGCCCCGAGACGCAGACACAGGGGCGGGGGUAAGAACCGCGCACAGGGCUGGAAGCAGCAGCCACCACCACGCCUGCCUCUUACCCCUUAUAUCUCUAACUAUAUCCUUCCUCACCCACGGACCUACCAACCCCUGCCCCCUCCCAAACCAAUAACCACACCCAGGAGAGGCAGGCGACCCCCCUACUACUAUCCACAAGUCACACCGGGAGAUGACUAUGAGGAAGAUGGGCUGGUGCCUCAGCUGGACAGUGAGGAGGAACUGGAAAACUUUAUUGAGAGGAUCUACAUGAAGCGCAGAAUGUAUUGAGAGACUUUUUUGGACACUGUCCGCUCAGAGGGACUCACAGAUGUGGGAUAGUUAUACAGUAGCGGGAGGAAAGCUAAAGCAGAGGUGGGGAAAAAAAAAGAUUCAGAGAAGGUGUGUUUUGAGCCUGAUGAGAAAUUUCAGAAGUAAAAAGUUAGAUUUAUGUUGGUUUAAUCACUGUAUUUUUGUUGAUUUUCUCAGUCAGGGAGAGGAUGAAGGUGUCCUAGUUUAAGCUCCCUGUAACCAUGUUCAGCCUCUUGCUCAGUUUACAUUUUGAAACAGAACAUACCAUGGUGUAUGUCUGCCUCCAUUCAGGUCAAUCUCUGAUGUUCUUGCAUAUUUCAGAGAUCUAUAGAGGACACACGCAAACACACACACACUACACACACACACACACACACACUUACAUAGAAUCACAUUGUGACACAUUCACAAGCAGAUGUGGCCAUUGUAAGAGAACCAUGUUUACAACAUCACUUUGUAUCUUUUGUUUUAUAUUCUGUACCUCACAUUGCAAAACUAAAGUAGUUCAAUUACUUCUUAUCUACACACACACAUGCACACACAGAGAAAAAGAGAAAGAACACGGAUAUUGUCAACUGUCGACAGUAUACUUUUUGUUGUAUUUGAUGUGUGUAGUUGCCUUUCUCAUUUCUGAUUGGAUCAACCUUAAACAGCUGCAACUUGCAAAGGUGCCAAAUACACACAUUUCAGUUCGUUUGUUUUUUUUUUCAAACUCAAGAUUCAGAUUUUUGCCUUACAAAGCACCAUGGUUCUAUAAGGGAAAUAUCAUAUUGCAUAAUUCUCUCAUCAUCCCAAUGUAGAAACCCUGUGGACUCCAAAAGCACAAAGUUAAACACUAAACACUUCCAACCUGGUGGACUAAGGGGUUUCAAGCAUUCUGGGAUCCAGAAGUUAUUGUGUCAACAUAUUUACGGCAGAUCCACCAUCGCCACAUCCAUGCAGUGCUCCGUGAUUCUGCAGGAGUGCUUCAUGUUUUGGAUCAUUUUCUCAUUGUCCAUCUCCAGUUCACAUUUACUUUGUUUUACGCACAUGCAUCAUAUCUAUUGUGUCUAUUUUUUUCCUUUAUUUUUAAAAGAAAAAAAAAUACUUGAAAUCACACUAUCUGUUCUGCAGCCUUUAAAAAAAAACCCAACUGAUUUCCACCAGGAGGCUACAAAACAUUUUGUUCAUUUUUCAGAAGAAAUUCAUUGAAAAGUUUCAGGCCGGGGAGUCAGGGAUUGUGCUUAAACCGUUAAAUGCACGUCUUUCUACUUGCAUCUUAAAAAAUGAACAAAAAAAAAGAACAAAAAAAGAGGAAAAAAAUAAAACAGUAUGGAGAAUUCAAAAUGGUUGUCUUCUCUGAAUAAACUGUGAACAUAAAAAAAAAAAGAAAUCUCAAAGGAAGAGGGCCACUGUGUCCACAGUGAAGCCAUCUGUCUUGUAAAAGGAGAGUGUUGUUGUUGAUGUCACUUUAGCAUUGUAAGAUGUACAGUGUGAAAUAAAUAUGCCCGUGCAAUGUGUAAAUAACAGCAUGAU